AUGGCUUCCGGUACCAGAAUCCAGCAGCACGGCCUGAUCGUGGCCUAUGACUUUGGAACCUCCUACAGUGGCGUUGCCGCCAAGGCCCUGUCGCCAGACCCCCUGGUGCUGACAGAUUUUCCGUACCAGGCUGCAUACAGCCCCUACCCCAAGAUGCCCACCCUGUCGCUCUACCAGCUGCCCCCGGGUGGCUCCGACCCCGAGGGCACGGGCAUCAUCCCCAGCCCACAGUCGCAGCAGCUUGAGCUGCUGCACGAGCCCGAGGCAGCCGCCAUUGCCAUGGUGCGGGAGCUCAAGCCCUACCUAUCCCUCAAGCACGGUGACACUGUGCUUGUCAUCGACCUGGGCGGCGGCACCGCCGACAUCACCCUCCACGAGCUCGUGCCCAACCUCGACGCGGACGGCGGCGGCGCGCCCUACCACCUCAAGGAGGUGGCGUGCCGCCGCGCUGAGCUGGCAGGCUCCACCUUUGUUGACGACAGGUUUGAGGCCUGGCUGGAGGGCCGCCUGGGGCUGGAGCCCGACGGCUUUGGCGCCUGGAAGGCCUCGAGCCCGCGCGACCGGCUUAAGCUGAUGAGGGCCUGGGAGGAGCAGAAGAGGAUCUUCGGGGAGGGCUGGGAGCUCAGGGACUGCAAGGUGCAGCUGCCCGACACCCUCUGGAAGCUCCUGCCCGCCCACACGCGCCGCGACCUGUCGUCGGCUAGCGCCUCCAGGGCUGCCGCCGCGUGCACCGACGACCCUCCAGGAUGGUGCGACGCGGAUUACGCGGUGGUCGGUGACGAUGACGAGGAGGAGAGUGGGGAUGAUGACGAGCCCUACGUGUACAUUAAGGCUGACACCAUGGUCGAGGAGAUGUUCGAGCCAGUGGUGGACACAAUUGCCUGGGCGCUGCGGCCCGUGCUCGCUUGGGAUGGUGGCCGAGCCGACUGGGUGCUUGCCUCUGGCGGCUUCAGUGCCUCACCCUACGUCAUGCAGCGCCUCAGGGAGGAGGUGGCCUGUGUGCUGGCCGACAAAGACAUUGUCACCGUCCCCAACCCCGGGGCUGCCGUGCUCAAGGGCGCUGCCCUGUUUGGCGACAACCUGCAGCUGGUGGCGGCGCGCAUCUCAACGCUGGCCUAUGGGGUGGAAAUGUCUUGCAAGUACCGCAGGGGAAUGCCCGGAAAACCCUUCAUCAGCAACAUCACUGGCGCGCGAUUGGUGGACCACUGCUUCCAGCAGUUCGUCAAGCGCGACCACCUGGUAGUUGUGGACGAGACUGUGGAGCACACCUUUUCAACCACCAGGCAGUACCAGGACUCUGUCACAUUCAACCUGUUCUGCACCACCGACAACAGCCAGCGGUACACCAGCCAACCCGGCAUGAGGCGGCUGGCAAGCCUCGUGCUGGAUCUGCCACCCCCCCACGGGCCCCACGAGCGCCACCUGCAGGCUUCCUUCAGGUUUGGCACCGCGGAGAUCCAGGUCACCGCCGUCGACACUGAGAGCGGCAAGAGCGUCACGACAUCACUGGAAUUUGUCGCCGGUGUCUGA
Molecule: messenger RNA, 1530 nt
Organism: Monoraphidium neglectum
Lineage: Eukaryota; Viridiplantae; Chlorophyta; Chlorophyceae; Sphaeropleales; Selenastraceae
Product: Heat shock protein 12A
Exons: 10
Coding region: 1-1530 (509 amino acids)
Source: RefSeq, a predicted model, not a curated record